Messenger RNA from Capronia coronata CBS 617.96, 1821 nucleotides. Its product is annotated as lysyl-tRNA synthetase. Gene Ontology annotation, cellular component: cytosol; cytoplasm. The transcript is spliced from 3 exons. The record is from RefSeq and is a predicted model, not a curated record. Bases 1 to 1821 code for a protein of 606 amino acids. Gene Ontology annotation, biological process: lysyl-tRNA aminoacylation. Lineage: Eukaryota; Fungi; Ascomycota; Eurotiomycetes; Chaetothyriales; Herpotrichiellaceae. Gene Ontology annotation, molecular function: lysine-tRNA ligase activity; tRNA binding; ATP binding.
AUGGCUGACGCCGCUUCAUCCCUGGCGCAGGACACUGCCAAUCUCCACCUGGACGAGGUCACCGGCGAGCGAGUGUCCAAGUCGGAAUUGAAGAAGCGACAGAAGUUGAGACAACAGGAGGAGAAGAAGAGAGAAAAGGCCGCUGCGGCACCGCCCAAGGUCGAGAAGAAGAAGGCGUCAAGCGCCGAAUUAGACGAGAGCAAUCUCAACCCCAACCAAUAUUUCGAGAUCCGAAGCAAGCGGAUCAACCACCUACGAGAGACCAAGUCACCCAAUCCGUAUCCUCACAAGUUCCAAACCAACACCGACGUGCGCAAGUUCGUGGAGGAAUAUGCGGACCUCAAGCCCGGCGAGCAGAAGAAGGAGAUUGAAGUGCGCGUGGCAGGACGAGUGUACACCAAGCGCGCGGCCGGGGCCAAGCUGGUCUUCUACGACAUCAAGGGCAACGGCACCAAGGUGCAGAUCAUGUGUCAAGCACAAGAGGCCAAGGGGGAGGUUGAUUUUGAAGCCCAACAUGAACACCUACGGCGCGGAGACAUCAUCGGUGUCGUGGGAUACCCGGGUCGAACCGCGCCCAAGAACCGUCCCAAUGAUGGGGAGCUGUCGGUCUUCGCGACCGAGGUCAUCCUCCUCACGCCAUGUCUCCACCAAAUCCCGUCGGAGCAUUUUGGGCUGCAAGACGUCGAGACCCGAUUCCGCCAGCGGUACCUCGAUCUGAUCAUGAACGACAAGUCGCGCAACAUCCUGCUCACGCGAGCCAAGAUCGUCUCGUAUAUCCGCCGAUACUUCGAUUCCAACGGGUUCGUCGAGGUCGAGACACCGAUGAUGAACUCGAUCGCGGGCGGCGCCACGGCCAAGCCCUUCGUCACCCACAUCAACGAGUACCACCAGGACAUGUUCAUGCGGAUCGCCCCCGAGCUGUACCUGAAGAUGCUGGUGGUGGGCGGGAUCGAGCGCGUCUACGAGCUGGGAAAGCAGUUCCGCAACGAAGGCGCCGACUUGACGCACAACCCGGAAUUCACCACGUGCGAGUUCUACGAAGCCUACGCGGACGUCUACGACGUGAUGGACCGCACGGAGGAACUGGUGUCUGGCUUGGUCAAGGAGGUCACCGGCGGCCACAAGACGACGUUCCACACGCAGCACGGCGAGGUGUACGAUGUUGACUGGUCGCGGCCGUGGAAGCGAGUCGACAUGAUCCCGGCCCUGGAGGAGGCCACCGGCGAGACAUUCCCGCCGGGCGACCAGCUGCACACGGCGGAAACGAAUGACUUCCUCAAGCGCGUCCUCAAGAAGGUCGGCGUCACCUGCCCGCCGCCCGAGACCAACGCGCGCAUGCUCGACAAGCUGGUCGGCGAGUUCAUCGAGGAGAAGUGCGUCAACCCGACCUUCAUCACGGGCCACCCGCAGAUGAUGUCCCCCUUGGCCAAGUACCACCGGUCGCGGGCCGGCAUUUGCGAGCGCUUCGAGGCCUUUGUGUGCAAGAAGGAGAUCGUCAACGCGUACACCGAGUUGAACGACCCGUUCGACCAGCGUCUGCGCUUCGAGGAGCAGGCUCGCCAGAAGGCCCAGGGUGACGACGAGGCCCAGAUGAUCGACGAGAACUUCUGCACCAGUCUGGAGUUCGGCCUGCCUCCCACGGGUGGCUGGGGCAUGGGCAUCGACCGCAUGGUCAUGUUCUUGACCGACAACUACACCAUCCGCGAGGUCGUGGCCUUCCCCUUCAUGAAGGAGGAAAAGCCCGGCGACAAGACCAAGGAGCUGGCUGCCGAGGUCGUCGAUGUCACCCCUCUGCCUGAAGAAGGAAUCGCCCACAAGUAA